AUGCGGAGUUUCUGUAAUCUCACGGCGCUACUCAAUCUAAUUGGGCUAUCAACAAUUGGCCAGGAAUUCUCGCGCACACUUACUAGUAUUGCGAUGAUCACUUCUUUGGAACACCCGGUGAGCACUAUACUCUACAUCAGCUAUAGAAAUAAAACAGCCAUAGACUCAGCCGAUGUACUAGAGGUCUCGCACCUACUACGCGUACUGACCUCACAACUUGCACUACCAAUGCUGCAUUUGGAUAGCUCACCACCUAUCGAACGUUAUAUAAGAAAAUUCAAUACUGAACUAUUGACCAUCGCCCAACUGAAUCACCAGCUCAAGUUUGACUUAGAGUUAUUGAAAACUCUGUGGCAACGCCUUUGGCGCAACAGACAAAGUCCCCUCAUACUACUAUUCGACGGUUCAGCUAGCGUUGAAUACAUUGAAUUAAUACUGAAAGUAUGUGGAAAGCAUCGCGCUCUGAAUGUGAUUGCUCUACAGCCGAUAAUGGCUGUGGUGGAAGGAAGCUACUGGACCUUGCGACUGUUUCCCACACAGACAGUUGUUAAGCGCACCUUUGCUGCGGAUUACAAAAAUAUAUUUCCCAAACAUAUGGAAAACAUGUAUGGACAUCCGAUACGCAUAAUCAUGAAUUCAUGGCACCCGCAAAUUUAUACUUACACACCGCAGAAAGGCAACGCAACACUGAGCGGCUUUUUGGGCAGAGCUUUAACGGAAUAUGCAUAUCGCCACAAUGCCACAAUUGAGUGUCCCAUAUCCUUGGACCAUAAAAUGUUCACUUACAAUGACAUGAUGGGAUUUUUCGUGAACAAAACCAUUGACAUUGGCUCACUAACGCCCAUAGAAAGUGGCGAUCGUGAUUUGAGUUUCUCGGUUUUUUUCCAAUGGAGCAAUUGGUGUCUGAUGGUGCCCGUGGAGCAGCCACUUUCCAGGUCGAAAUUUUUCUACAAUAUCGCACAUAAAACGGUCAUAGUGCUAUUUUGUCUCAGCUUGGUGGUGAUCUCUUGCAUUUGGGCACUCAUCGCACGUUGGCAAGUUAAGCAGGAACUAUCGCUCAUCGAUCAUGUGGUGAAUUUCUCAGUGCUACUAGGUCUACUCGGCAUGCCUUUUUGGACGACGAAGCGCGCUUCAGCUGUGCACAAAAUGAUUUGCAUUACUAUUUCACUGGCGGGUGUCAUCAUAGGUACCACCUACAAUACAUAUUUGCAGAGUUUCAGCGUAAAUGCACCCGCUAGUGAUAGAAUAACAAACAUCGACGAUUUGCUAAAUAGUGGCAUCAAAGUGGCUCUCCGCCAUGAAGAACUGUGUUGGGUUGAGGAUAGCAUAGAUUUUCGCAAAUAUAUUCAAAAUUUGACUAUUUUUACUAACCUCACGGAAUUUCUAUUGCUGCGCGAUACAUUAGAUACAAGGUAUGCUUUUCCGAUCACUGAUAUAUGGACCAUCUACGAUCAGCAACAAAAAUAUUAUUCACGUCCACUAUUUCGUAUUUCGAAUAUUUGUUUUGGUAAAAAUUAUCUAAUGGUGCUGCCUUUGCAGGAGAGCUCAGUGCAUCGUCAGCAUUUAAAUGAAUUCGUAGCGAGUCUACAAGAAGCUGGGCUGAUAGAACACUGGCGCCGGAAUAGCUUUUUGGAGUUGCUGGAGAUGAAUUGGAUUCGGCUAGAUGACCAUAAUAAACAGCACGGUUUCGAACCCAUGAGACUGUGGGAUUUGCGUGUAAUACUCGUAGCGAUGAGUGCAUUAAUGACUUUAAGCAUUUCCUGUUUCGUAUUUGAGAUUUUGUGGGGGAAAGUACAAAAACUUCCCGCACCAGUAAUGGAAAUUAUGCAUAGAAUGAUGAAAAUUAAAAUAUAA
This is a messenger RNA of Anastrepha ludens (Mexican fruit fly), 1854 nucleotides long. RefSeq lists its product as uncharacterized. The transcript has a single exon. Lineage: Eukaryota; Metazoa; Arthropoda; Insecta; Diptera; Tephritidae. The record is from RefSeq and is a predicted model, not a curated record. The coding region runs from base 1 to 1854 and encodes 617 amino acids.